Corythoichthys intestinalis (scribbled pipefish) is the source of this 7457-nucleotide messenger RNA. It is a transcript of the gene ap4e1, whose product is annotated as adaptor related protein complex 4 subunit epsilon 1. Lineage: Eukaryota; Metazoa; Chordata; Actinopteri; Syngnathiformes; Syngnathidae. The transcript is spliced from 21 exons. Gene Ontology annotation, molecular function: cargo adaptor activity. Gene Ontology annotation, cellular component: membrane coat; AP-4 adaptor complex. The record is from RefSeq and is a predicted model, not a curated record. The coding region runs from base 173 to 3493 and encodes 1106 amino acids. Gene Ontology annotation, biological process: intracellular protein transport; vesicle-mediated transport.
CAACAAUGGCUGCCUGCCGACUUUGCAUUUUUCUUUCUGUCCAAUUUUAAAGCAUUCAACACUUACUAUUGUCCGCCUGUGUGUUACAAAAUUGACCGAGAUGGAUAGACGACUUAGUAAUUGUGUCGUAUAGGCAGUAAGGAAGCUCCCGAGCCUGCUUUUGGUGGUCAAAAUGAGCGACGUAGUGGAGAAAACCCUGACAGCCCUGCCGAGCCUCCUGUCUUUGGAUUCUCAACCGGGGGCUUCGAAGCUGUCUUCCACCUCGAAACUGGGAAACCUCAUCAGAGCAAUUACAGAAUUAACGUCCAAGCAUGAUGAAGAGAAACUGAUUCAACAAGAACUGACGGCUAUAAAGGAUCAAGCAUCAUCCCCCAACACAUCCAUGAGACAGAUGAAGGAGAUCAUGGUGCGAGCCAUCUACUGUGAAAUGUUGGGGUACGAGGCUUCCUUCUGCUAUAUUCAUGCCAUCAAGUUGGCCCAGCAAGGAACAGGAUUGGAGAAGAGAGUUGGGUACCUCGCUGUAGCUUUGUUCCUGAAUGAAAGUCACGAGCUCCUUCUACUUCUUGUAAAUACUGUUUUAAAGGAUCUCCAGAGCACAAACCUCAUUGAAGUGUGCAUGGCUCUAACUAUUGUCAGCCAAUUAUUCCCCAGAGAUAUGAUUCCUGCAAUUCUUCCUCUUGUGGAAGAGAAGCUCACUCACCCCAAAGAAAUAAUUCGACGAAAAGCAGUCCUGGCACUUUACAAAUUUUACCUGAUCGCACCCAAUCAAGUUCAACACAUCCACAACAAGUUUCGCAAAGCUUUGUGCGAUAAGGAUCCAGGUGUUAUGACAGCGUCGUUGCACAUCUACUUACAGAUGAUCAAAGAGAACCCAGAAGGUUACAAAGACUUGACUGGCAGUUUUGUCACCAUAUUGAAACAGGUGGUGGGUGGAAAAUUGCCAAUGGAUUAUAACUAUCAUAGUGUUCCGGCUCCCUGGCUUCAAAUUCAGCUUCUUAGAAUUUUGUCUUUUCUUGGCAAAAGUGACAAGAGUGCAAGUGGCAUUAUGUACGAAGUCCUUGAAGAGUCUCUACGAAAAGCGGAGAUGAACCAUAAUAUCACUUACGCAAUUUUGUAUGAGUGUGUGAAGUGUAUUUACACAAUUCACCCAAAAGGUGAACUGUUGGAAAAGGCCGCAAAAUGUAUUGGCAACUUCAUUCUGUCGCCAAAGAUUAACCUAAAGUAUAUAGGCUUGAAAGCUCUCACCUACGUGGUCCAGCAGGAUCCUAAAAUGGCCUUGCAGCAUCAGAUGACCAUCAUAGAAUGCUUAGAUCAUCCUGACCUCAUCAUCAAACGUGAGACAUUGGAAUUGCUUUUUAGGAUCACCAACGGCAAGAACGUCACUGUCAUUGUGGAGAAAAUGCUGGAAUUCUUGCGCACCAGUAAAGAUGACUACACCACUAUUGACCUGGUGGGGAAGGUGGCAGAAGUGGCUGAAAAAUAUGCACCUGACAACAAGUGGUUCAUUGACACAAUGAACUCUGUGUUUUCACUGAGUGGAGACUUGAUGCAACCAGACAUCCCUAACAACUUCCUCAAACGGAUUACAGAAGGAUUUGAAGGUGGGGAACAUGACAGGAUGUUGAGGCUUUUUGCAGUGGAUUCCUAUGUGUCUCUGCUUCAAGAAGAACCUAGUAAGCUGCCUCAGCGCUUCCUUCAAGUUAUCAGCUGGGUGCUCGGUGAAUAUUCUCAUUUAAGAGAAGAUCUGGAACCGGCCACUGUUGUGAAACUUCUGGCCAAGCUUUUGGACUUGAAGCAAGCCAGCAGUGAAACCAAGAGCUGGGUCCUCUCGGCGAUGACAAAACUCUGCGAGGGCGAGGCGAGUACCUCUUUGCUACAGGAGAUUUCUGAAACGUUGAGCUGCUCCAUGGACACAGUGCUGAGACAAAGGGCUCAGGAACUGCAGAACCUUCAAUUAAAUCCUGAGUUGCGGGCCAAAGUGCUACCUCGAAAUGUCUGUGCAGAACCUCUGGAGGUUGAUUCCUCACUAUCAUUUUUGGAUGAAUAUGUGUCGGAAGCGUUGGCUGCUGGCGCUGCUCCUUACAAGUCACCCCAUCAACGUCAUGAAGAGCUCACUCAGGGAAAAGCUUUAAGCCUGGAUCCCUACAGCCUUCCGCUACCUAUCAGCAUGUCGUCGUGCAGUUUAGACGACAGACAGUCUCCCACCUUACCCUCAGUCAGCUCUGGUCUGUCGGGUGACAGUAAUGACCCUUCACAUAAAGCAGGUACCACAACUCUGAAGCUGGAUAAAGUGAAGCGAGUGUGGGGGAGGGAAGGUUACCUAGCCCAGAAGGAGGCAGCAGAAGAACCUGCCAAGGUUGAAGUGCCCAGUCCGGUCCAUUCAACUGGCCAGAUCGCCAUCUCGCAGAACCAGAACCAGGCGCCAGUUGCUGAUCAAGAGAAACAGCAACUGGCAUCUUCACUGUUUGUUGGCCUGGGCGCCCAAACUUCUUUGUCCUUGAUGGGAAAAUCUGAAGAAAAAUCCAAUUUUUUCAGGAAAAAGGCUAAAAAUAAGGUUUUGUCCUUACAACCUAGCCAGCAAACAUCCAACUCCAGCAUUCCUAUUCCUAACAGCAUAGAUAACCUGCUGUGUAACGACCCAAUGGAGGCCAAUGUGCACCCAGAACCGCCCUUACCUUCGCCCAAACAGACCUGUGAUGCUGCGGGCGGGCCUACUGACAAUAGUUUAAUUUCUGCUAGUUCAGAUGAAACAGAAGAACCUGUCAGAAUACAAGACUCAUCUCUUACCUCUCAUCUCCCUGCUGACUACAUUGGAGUAACGCACUCCGAGAUCACUUCUUUGUGUUCCUGCCACGGUGUGGAUCUCGCCGCCUGCCACGUGAACAAAGACGACUGUUUGGUGCUGGUUCUUUUUAUUUCUAACUCCUCUGACUCGGAUGUACAACAGUUACAAGUGCAGGUGGCCUCAGAGGAUGUUGAGGUGUCCUAUGUCUCUGAGUGCCCAGUAGAGGAGUUGAGGUGCCACCAAGUACAAGUAUGUCAGUACUCCCUGACUGUCAAGAGGCCUUCAGUUCAUCUUCAAGUGGCCGGUCAACUUUCUUUCAACAUGCCUGAUAGGAAUCCUCACACAACCAAUUUCUCAUACAAACUGCCGCUUCCCUCAUUCAUCAGGCCUUUAGCGCUGUCCACAGAGGAGUACGGCAAAAUGUGGCUGGCCUUCUCAAAUGAUACACAGCAGAACUUGACGCUCGUUGCUGACGUCCAGGAUCCUCUAAAAGUGACACUGGAUGUGCUGGAGAGGAAACUUAACCUUCAUGUGGUGGCCGUCAUAGGGACGGAGGGAAUCAUAGCUUGUCGGGUCCUCCCGAAUCAGCCGUGUUUGAUGCACUGCCGAGUGCACGGCGAGUCGUUGGCCGUAUGGUUGCGCUCUUCAGUCCAAGACUUGCCAGACUGCCUACUCUACCACUGUCAGAGAGCCCUACAGGAACUCUGAGCACUGAUGUCGUUGAGCUGCAUCAGCUCACCAGAAGAAAACAGUAACUAAGAAGAGAAAGGCUGUAUCUGCAUUACUAUGACUAUCACAUCCGCUGUUAAUUGACUGGAUGCAACAUGAGGUGAAAAAUAUACAAUUAAUGGAAUUGUUUGAAUUCUAAUAUACAGGGGUUGGACAAAAUGACGGAAACACCUAACAUUUUGGCAUCAUAGUCAUUGAGCAUAGUUGUCAAAGAAUGGCAUGAGGAACAGUUGAGCAGCUUGUAUGGUCGGCACAAUCCCCAGACCUCAACAUUAUUGAGCAUUUAUGGUCAGUUUUAGAAAUUCAUUUAAGAUGUUGAUUUCCACUGCCAUCGUCCCAAAAAGAGAGGGUAUUCUAACUGAAGAAUGGCUUAAAAUUCCUUUGGAAACUAUUUAAAAGUUGAAUGAAUCAACACCUCCGAGAAUUGAGGCUGUAAUUGCCGCAAAAGGCAGACCAACACCAUUUAAAAUAUUUUUUUAAAUGAUUUUUUAGGGUGUUUUCAUUAUUUUGUCCAGCCCCUGUAGAUGUACAGUAUGUACACAAGGGGAAAAUUAUUGACACAGUCCUAAACAUGUUGCAGACUAUGAAAGGCUGUGGUCAACAUAAAAAUCUUCUCUUUUUUUUUUUUUUGUCCGUAAAUCUUCCAUUUAAAUUGGAGAUAACAAGGGCGUAGGUUUGGUCUCAACAUUGGUAUGGACGAAAUAACAGCAUAACCUGCACUUACACUUUUUGCCGGGGACGGGACAUUAAUAAGACCAAACCGAUUGGGUGAACGGGGGCCAGGGCUACAUUUCUCAUGAAUAUGAACCAAAUUAAAUGAUAAGCUAAAUGAUUAAUGCAAAAUAAAUCUGUAUUAACCUAUUUCACGUGUAGUGGUUCAGGUGAUUCUAUUAAAACUUUUGUUUUCAAAAUCUACUAAAUAAAUAUUUUGAAAACUUCCAGAAUAAAUGUCUGGAUUUUAUUAGCACAUUGAAAUUGCAGUAUUUUAAUAUAACUUCAAUUAUAUUUACAUACACAAUAAAAACAAACUUGUUCAUAGUAACUAUCCAAGAAUGCAAAAAAUAAACAUUUGUAUUAAAUACCACUCAACAUUGUCUGUAACUGAAAAAAAAAAAUUCUUAGAGUACAGUCAAAAAUUAGGACCCCCUUUGGAAGCAUGUGUGUUUUCUAACAUAUUUGGUCCGUUGGAUAUUUAAUAUGAAUUUUAACAAUCUUGAUGGAUUCAAGUAUUAGAACUAAACAAUUAAAAUUGAAAAAAAAAAAUUUUUUUUUAUAACUUUCUGUAAAAUGUAAUUUUAAAUAAAUGCAAUUUCUGUUGAGGAUUAAAUUAGGACACCCCUACAUUCAAUCCCACUUAAAAUGCCUAAACUCACAAACUAUCACAUCAGGUGUACAUAAUUAGACAUCAUUACCCAGUGUUUUGAAGGAGGCCUGCCUUAUUUAAACCUCACAUUAAGUUUGGUGUGCCCCUGACUGUUGAAGUGAGAGAAAACACCAUGGUGAGAUCAAAGGAGCUGCCUCAGGCCUUCAGAAAGAAGACUGUAGACACUUAUGAGUCUGAUGAGGGAUUUCAAAACAUCUCAAAAGAAUAUAGAAUCAGCCAUUCCACUGUCCGGAAAAUAGUCUACAAAUGGCGGACAUUCAAAACAAUUGCCAACAUGCCAAGGUCUGGCCGUCCAUGCAAGUUCACCCCGAGAGCAGACGGCAAGAUGCUAAAAGAAGUUUUAAAAAAAAAAAAAAACUAAAAUGUCAUGUCGGGACCUACAGCAGGCUCUUGAUACUGUUGUUGUGAAAGUGCAUGCCUCUACAAUCAGAAAGAGACUUCACAAGUUUAACCUUCAUGGGAGGUGUGCAAGGAGGAAACCUUUGCUCCCCAAGAAGAACAUGAAGGCCAGAUUGAAGUUUGUUUGAGUGAAUGUAGACAAAGACCAGAACUUCUGGAAUAAUGUUCUUUGGACAAAUGAAUCUAAAAUGGAAUUAUUUGGACACCCGAACAGAGGACAUGUUUAGCGUAAACCCAAUAGAGCAUUCCAGGAAAAGAACCUCAUACCAACUGUGAAGCAUGGAGGUGGAAGUGUCAUGGUUUGGGGAUGCUUUUCUACAGCUCACCAUCACAGAAUCCACCAUGAAUUCUAUCGUGUAUCAGAGAGUGCUUGUGGAACAUGUGAGAUCAAUCUGUGAAAAAAAUAAAGGUGAAGCGAAACUGGACCCGGCAAAAUGACACUGACCCAAAACAUACCAGUAGAUCCGCAAGGACUUGCUGAAAAAGAAGAAAUGGAGAGUCCUGGAAAAAGCCCAGAUCUUAAUCCCAUUGGGAUGCUGUAUGGUGACUUGAAAUGGGCUGUACAUGCAAGAAACCCAUCAAACAUUUCACAGCUGAAAGUAUUCUGUGUUGAGGAGUAGGGCAAACCUUCCUCAGACCAAUGUCAAAGACAGAUAGAUGGCUACAAAAAGCGUCUCCCUGAAGUUAUUUCAGCCAAAGGGGGUAACACUAGCUAUUAUGUGGUAGGGUGUCCUAACUUUUUCCUCAGUUAGAAAAUGCAACUUUGUUGACAUAUUUGGUUCAAUGAGUAAAACAAUUUCAAUUUUUGUUGUUUACCUGCAAUUAAAUCACUUUCUUUUCCAGAGAUAAAGAAAAGCAAGAUCAGACAUUGAUAUGUGAACAUUUCUUAAUAAAGAACUGAAUAUUUCAUGGGGUGUCCUAGAAUUUCCACAGGACUGUAUAACAAAAAUGGAGCCUUCCUUCAGGUAAAACAUGACUGCUUUGGUCCACAAGCACAGCUAAAUUCAACAAAAAAUGAAAACUUUUUGCCUCAACUAUGAUUGAUAUGACUGUCUGAAAAGAUGUAUGUAUAGGCGGCAAAUAAAAAUAAUUUUAAAUAAUGUAGAAAAUAAAUAAAUUCAUUUUAAAUACAAGUUAUCAGCUAAUCAAUCGUGCGUUUGAGGGGGGAAAUUCACAUUCAGCAAGUGAAAAGGGCUAAAUGUAAGUCAGCGUAAUGGAAACAAUUCACUUAAUAAUGGUCGGGUCAAUUCUAUCCUUACAACAUAUGGGAAGACAAUCUAAAUUACCUAUAUAACUGAACUCAUCAUUUAUGCAUAUAAGGUUACUUAGUAGUUGGUGGGGACAAUUUGAGCACCCUGAAAAGUUGGUAGUAUGAUGUCCCGACCGUCCCUAUGCAAACCUAUGCCCUUGGAAGAUAAGAAUUCAGAUUCUGUGAAAAAUUGAUGCCUUGCAUUAAAUCUGGAUCCAAAUAAUUGAACUAUCAAGAUGAAACAUGCUGUAAAAUGAUUAAUCUAUCAAAAACACUUAUACAGAUUUCUGCUGUAUUGGGAGAUCUUCAGUCCCAAAUUACUGAUAUUAACCGCAUUUAUACAAAUUUAUUGCAGUAUUUGAAGGACACUUUGUUCAGUUCAUUGAAUUGAAAAUAUUACUGCUGAAGUAGUAGAUGCAGGAAAAAAACAAUUCAAAUUAAGUUGACGGGAUUUGUCUGGUUAAAAUUAAUGGUGAACAUAACGUCUAUUCAUGUCAUGUGACAUCUUGCUUUAAUCUAUGCACUCACCUUUCUGGUUUUGGUGAUCAGUGGUUGUUAGCAAAUAUAUAUUUUUGUAUUCCGCAGUAUUGAGGAAACAGUUGUUUGGUUUAUUUUCACAUGGAAAGUAUUUUAUAUUAGUUUAUUUAUAAUAAAAUAAUGCUGUUAGUUUGCGCUGUGUCAGAUUAUGUCACCAUUUUGAAAUUAAGUUUGAGGAAAAAGGUUUUUUUGUUUUUUUAACAAAUGUUUUCUUUGAAGCAUUAUUGAGAGUCUUAAACGUAAAUCCAAUGCCUUAUUUUCUAUAGCCAAGGUGGCAUGUUUAGUUUGUGCCUGUGGUACAGAUGCUAAUAGUUCAGAUCGCAGAGUGCCUAAUGCGCAUAAUAUACUAACUUCAAUAAAUUCAUAAAGUCCAA